UGUCAUUUGAAGUUUUUUUGGGCAAAUUUUUUCAGAUUUUAUCGACGAUUCUGGCCGUUUUAUUGGGAAUUUUCGCAAGGAAUUCAUGACACAAGAGCUAAGCUAUCUGCAGCUCAAAACUGCGAACGAAGCACGGCAAUCGGACGAGCAAAAAACUGAAUUCAGAAAGAAGCAACUAUUGGUAUUAAUAUUAGGUUAUCUCAGUGAUGAGGGAUACCUGGACACUGUUAAUGCUUUGGAGACUGAAUCUGGAAUUAGCUUGGAAAAAUACUCUGUUUGUGAUAACAUUGACCUACCUACUGUUCUCCAGGAGUAUGAAUCGUAUUAUCAUGUUAAAUUCAAUAGAUACCCAAAAAUUAUUAAAAAAUCUCCAAGUCCUGAGAAAGCCAAGCCAAGCAGGCCCAUUAAGGGUAGCUUGAAAAAUCGUAGUAGUUCCUGUUCUUUGCCCAACAUAAACACAGCCAAAAAUGAAGGCGACACGCCACCUAACCGACCCCUAAGUGAUGGCAAAAGAAAGGUGUCUUCGAAAGGAAAAGUUGUCAAAGCCAAAUCGCUAACGACUGUUAAUCAAGACGAACUGAGCUUGACGGGAAAUGCAUUAUCCAAUCAAGCAGCAAAUAAGGAUUCGUUACAGACUGUUCAAAAUAUACAUGGCAAGAAUGUCAUUGUUGACAUGAAAGCCAUGUUGGCAAAUGCAAUUAAGGGAAACUACUCAACGAACAGUAAUGACUCUUCUGAGAAACUUCUAAAACCAUUGGCAGGCUUUGCAGGUCUAACCGGUGAAUGGCGAGAGCUUGCCGCGGUCGUUAGUAGGGACAUAUAUCUCGACAAUCCCGACGUCGGUUGGCAUGAUAUCGUUGGGCUUGAAAGUGCUAAACGGCUUGUCAAGGAAGCGGUUGUCUAUCCUAUCAAAUACCCACAACUCUUCACUGGAAUAUUAUCACCAUGGAAAGGCCUGUUGCUCUAUGGGCCUCCUGGGACGGGCAAAACUUUACUUGCCAAAGCUGUUGCAACAGAGUGCAAUACAACAUUCUUUAACAUAUCUGCUUCAACAAUAGUUAGCAAAUGGCGUGGAGAUUCUGAAAAACUUGUUAGGGUGUUGUUUGAAUUGGCUCGUUUUCAUGCACCAUCUACCAUCUUCCUUGACGAACUGGAGUCGUUAAUGAGUCAAAGGGGAGCAGGGUCCGGUGGUGGUGAUCACGAAGGUAGUCGACGAAUGAAAACUGAGCUUUUAAUACAAAUGGACGGUUUGGCAAAAUCUAAUGACCUUGUAUUCCUGUUAGCUGCAUCAAAUCUACCAUGGGAAUUGGAUCAUGCCAUGCUCCGCCGACUCGAGAAACGGAUCUUGGUUAACCUACCAUCGGAGGAAGCAAGAAAGCAAAUGCUCCUUAAUCACCUCCCCCCAACAAUCAAUUCACCAACAAGCGGUUUAGAUAUUAAGACUGAAAUUGACUACAAUCUAUUUGCGCAGAAACUAGAAGGUUACUCAGGAUCAGAUAUCAAACUUCUGUGCAAGGAGGCUGCAAUGAGACCAUUGCGCAAGGUGUUCGACGUGCUUGAAAAUGUCGGAGAUGAAAAGACCGUGACCUUGCCACAGCUGGAACUAAACCCUGUGACAAACGAUGACUUGCAGGCAGCUCUUUCAACAACCAAACCAUCUGCAAGACAACUGGAGGAGAAAUAUGCUGAAUGGCAGAAGGAAUAUGAGUCUGUUUAGAAAUUUGUACUGUUAAACCUUAUUAGGUCCCAAACUGGUUAACUUAUUUAAGUCUCACAACUUGAACUUCUGUGCAUAGAAGAAAUGUGGAUAGUAAAAAAUAUGUUUGGAAGUGGAAAAGAAGUUGGGAACAUGAAGGAAGCACAAAACAAUUCAUUCCUUUUUCAUUAUUCAUCUAUGUAUUAUAGGGAUACUGUAAAUCUAUAUUUAUUAUAACUGUGUGGACAAAAUUAUUAUGAAAACCCUAUCUACA
Dendronephthya gigantea is the source of this 1970-nucleotide messenger RNA. RefSeq names its product katanin p60 ATPase-containing subunit A-like 2. NCBI's taxonomy places the organism in Eukaryota, Metazoa, Cnidaria, Anthozoa, Malacalcyonacea, Nephtheidae. The coding region runs from base 86 to 1717 and encodes 543 amino acids. Gene Ontology annotation, molecular function: ATP hydrolysis activity; ATP binding; protein binding. The record is from RefSeq and is a predicted model, not a curated record. The transcript has a single exon.